AUGGAGUACAGGAAAGAGAAAAGGGAAUAUAAGGAGUUAUGCGAGACAAAAAAGAGGGAAGAGAAUGAGAGAUGGGAGAGGAAAGUGGAGGGGGCGAGGAAUGAGAGUCAGGUGUGGGAAAUAGUUAAUGGGGAAAGGAAGAGACGGAAAGGGAUAAAUAAGGGGAUAGAGAUGAAAGAAUGGGAAGGAUAUUUCAAAGAGUUGUUGGGGGGCGUGGAAGGAAGAAUGAUAAGGGGAAAAGGUAAAAGGAGAAAGCAGGGGUGGGAAAGGGAUCUAAGUAGGGAGGAGAUAAGGAGGGCGACGAGAAAUCUGAAGGACGGUAAGGCAAUGGGGAUAGAUGGAAUUCCGAAUAAGGUAUGGAAAUAUGAGGGAGAGAUGGAGGAAUGGGUCUGGAAGGUGUGUAAUGAAAUUUGGAUGGGGGGGUGGUCAAAGGAAUGGAAGGAGGGAGUGGUUGUGCCAGUAAGGAAAAAGGAGCAGGGGGAAGAGGUGAGGGAUUAUAGGGAGAUUUCAAUAAUGCCGACUUUGUAUAAGGUGUAUACGGCGGUGCUUUCGGAAAGGUUAAGGGACGAAGUGGAGGCAGAUAAGGAAUAA
Messenger RNA from Trachymyrmex cornetzi, 591 nucleotides. RefSeq lists its product as uncharacterized. Lineage: Eukaryota; Metazoa; Arthropoda; Insecta; Hymenoptera; Formicidae. Bases 1 to 591 code for a protein of 196 amino acids. The record is from RefSeq and is a predicted model, not a curated record. The transcript has 2 exons.